UGAUAAAUCAUUAGUUAGUUCAGCCACAUGACCUCCUUAUCUCGGUCUCAAUUGCCUGUGAGAAAUUAUAAAAUAGCCAAGUAUUCAACUGCUUUUCUCAUUUUUCAUUGACCAAAUUGAAAAACCCCGGCCAAAAAUCUCCAAUCUCAUCCAAUUUACUAACAAAAUUCUCAUGAAUUGAUGUUAACCUUAAGCUCUCAAUGGCGAUUCUUGAGUUUAUCACUCUUUUUCUGUGUGUAAUCGCGUGUAUAUAUGCCGGAUAUGCCGACUUAUCGGCCAACUCCGGCAGAUCGGAGAUCUCCGUCGCCGAACAAAAUCUCGACGGUGCAAAUGGGUUUCAAAAAUUCCACACCACCUCUCUACUGCCGGCUAAAAAUAAACAUGAUAGAGCAUUGGUGGUUGCUCCAGAUGGUACAAUAUCCCUCAUGGAUGUGAGCUCAAAAAAGAUCAUUUGGUCGUUUGCAUCAGGACCAUCUAUCUAUUCUCUGUACCAGGCUCUUCCUGAUCACGAAGGUGACAAUGGUAGCUUCUUUAUUGAUCUCGGACAAGAUGAUUGGGAACUCUACAUGCAUGUUAAUGACUCUACAGCUGUGAAACUUGGUUUCAGUGCAGAAGAAUUAGUCAGGCGUGCACCAUAUGUAUCAUCUGAUACAGUCUUGUUAGGGAUGAAGAACACCACUGUAUUCCUUGUUGAUGCUAAAUCUGGUUCAGUUAUUCAUACAUUUGGAUCAGCUGGCUCUCCCAAUCCUGUGGAUCUGAUUGGUACUAAGAAACCUAUUGUGGCGAGGAAGGACGGAUUGCAUGAACCUAGUGGUCCUGAUCCCCUGUAUAUUACUAGGACCGACUAUACGCUGAAGUACUCUUCUCAAAAGACUGGUAAAGUAUUAUGGUACUUAACUUUUGCUGAUAUUGAAGCUUCUUUCCAGUGCCAGAGGAUUGAGAAACUGUUUAGUGGAGGCUCUUCUGGAGAUGAGUUUUGUCAGACAAAGCCCCUUGUCUAUCGAAUCCGUAAUCUUCCUACUUUAGAGUCUAUUAUGGUCUCUGAUAGGCUAGGGAUGUUUCCAUCUCGAGGUAGAAACCCUUCUCUGCCAGUUCCUGGUACAAACCACCAGGAGUCUAGGGGUAAAACAUUUCCUGCUUUGCUCCAUUCAGAGAGUGACAACCUUCUUGAUUUUAGUCAACAUGAGCAAAGGAGUUUACCAGGGGGUCGUCUGGAUGUUGAAGGAAAGUUAGUGCCUGCUUUACCUCAUUCUGAUACUGAAGGGCGUAUCUUUGCUCUUCCUGAAGGAGAGCAUGUUAAUGCUGCCAGAAAAUCAUCUCCAGAAGGCCAACCCCUAUAUAGUGUGAGCUUCAUUGUGCAACUUUUUGUCUUCAUACUCUCCAUUGUGGCUGUUUUUUUCCGUACUCGUAGCAGGAAACAAAGCAUGUCAAAACUUCAGGCUCAGGGCAUUACGGCACAAACUGCUACAUAUAAGAAGAAAAAGACUAGAAAGCCAAGUGUAAUGAAGAACAAUGUUAGUACUAAAAGAAGUCAAAAUGAAAAGUCAGGUGAUGGCAGCAGUGAAGUUUUGGACUUUGAUAAAGUUGAAAAAAAAUUUGAGCUGGCAUUUGAUUGUGCUGAUAAUGACAUAGAUGGACGCAAGGUUGGUAAAAUUCUCAUCUCCAACAAACAAAUAGCUAAAGGAAGCAACGGAACAGUUGUACUGGAGGGCAAUCAUGAUGGUCGGUCAGUAGCUGUUAAGCGCCUCGUACGGACCCAUCAUGACGUGGCCUUGAAAGAAAUUCAGAACCUAAUUGCAUCUGAUCAGCAUCCUAACAUCAUUCGCUGGUAUGGAGUGGAGUUUGACCAAGAUUUUGUCUACCUUUCUCUGGAGCGUUGUACCUGCAGCUUAUAUGAGUUGAUAACAACAUAUUCUGAUAGUUGUCAAAGCCAAUCAAGUGGAAAGGGAAAAGAUCGCCAGACUUCAGCUGAUGCAACUGCUAGUUUACUUUGGGCAGUAGAUGAUAUCCACUACUUAAAAUUGUGGAAGGCCAAUGGGUACCCUUCCCCUCAUUUGUUAAAGCUCAUGAGGGAUAUAGUUAAUGGACUUGCACAUUUGCACGAACUUGGAAUCAUACACAGGGAUUUAAAGCCUCAGAAUGUGUUGAUCCGCAAGGAGAGAACCUUGUGUGCCAAGGUCUCGGAUAUGGGUAUAAGCAAGCGCCUUUCUGGUGGAAUGACUUCAUUAUCUAAGCAGACAACUGGUUAUGGGAGUUCUGGAUGGCAAGCUCCUGAACAACUGCGUGAUGAACGGCAGUCUCGUGCUGUGGAUUUAUUUAGUUUAGGUUGCAUUCUCUUUUUUUGUAUCACUGGUGGAAACCACCCAUUUGGAGAUAGCCUUGAGCGCGAUUUGAAUAUUGUAAAUGAUAAGAAAGACCUUUUCUUGAUAGAAAAUAUUCCAGAAGCUAUGGAUCUUGUAACUGGCCUCCUAGAUCCUAACCCAACUUUGAGGCCAAAGGCUGUCGACGUAUUACAUCAUCCUCUAUUUUGGAAUUCUGAGAUGCGGCUCUCAUUCCUUCGGGAUGCUAGUGAUCGGGUAGAAUUAGAGGACAGGGAGACUCAGUCUGAAAUAUUGAAGGCAUUGGAAGGUAUUGGAUCAUUGGCGUUAAAUGGCAAAUGGGACGAGAAACUAGAGAAUGCCUUUCUUAAUGACAUUGGCCGUUACAGGCGGUACAAGUAUGAUAGUGUGCGGGACUUGUUACGGGUGAUACGUAAUAAGCUGAAUCAUUAUAGAGAACUCUCUGAAGAAAUACGGGGGAUUCUUGGGGUGGUUCCUGGAGGAUUUGAUAGCUAUUUCUCAAGUAGGUUUCCAAAACUCCUGAUUGAGGUCUAUAAAGUCAUACACAAGUACUGUUCGGAGGAAGAAUCUUUCAGCAAGUACUUCACAAGUAUUUAUGUAUAAAAAAAGGUAAAGAACUGACUAAUUUUAGCUCCAACUGUACAAGGUUUUUAUGUAAAUCAGGGAAAUAUAAAAUUAGGGCAUGAAAUAUAUUACAUGACUGUGUAAACUUUCCGACUUAUUGAACAUGUAUCUAUAUCUUGUAUUUGGUUGGGACGAACGAAAUGUACAAAAUUAGAAGGGAUGAAUAAAAUUGGAAGGAAUGUAAUGAAAUUUAAAUUAUAACA
Daucus carota subsp. sativus is the source of this 3166-nucleotide messenger RNA. Its product is annotated as serine/threonine-protein kinase/endoribonuclease IRE1a. Gene Ontology annotation, molecular function: ATP binding; protein serine/threonine kinase activity; RNA endonuclease activity. The transcript is spliced from 6 exons. The record is from RefSeq and is a predicted model, not a curated record. Gene Ontology annotation, cellular component: IRE1-TRAF2-ASK1 complex. Bases 201 to 2942 code for a protein of 913 amino acids. NCBI's taxonomy places the organism in Eukaryota, Viridiplantae, Streptophyta, Magnoliopsida, Apiales, Apiaceae. Gene Ontology annotation, biological process: intrinsic apoptotic signaling pathway in response to endoplasmic reticulum stress; mRNA processing; protein phosphorylation.